Rotaria sp. Silwood1 is the source of this 693-nucleotide messenger RNA. The record is from the annotation of a GenBank genome assembly. NCBI's taxonomy places the organism in Eukaryota, Metazoa, Rotifera, Eurotatoria, Philodinida, Philodinidae.
AUGACAAUACCACAUUAUGGUAUAAGUUUCUAUGAUUAUUUAACAAAAUCUAAAUCAUGGCGAUAUGAAAUACAAAAACGAAAACCUCAAGGUAUUGAAUUACAAAAAGCUUCUGUUUUUUCACAUGCAAUAGUACAUUUUAUAAUACGUUCUUCUAUAUGGUAUUUUCAUAUUUAUUGUAAAACAAUGUCAAAUAUGAAUUCAAUAUCAUUAAUAUCAUUUAUAUUAAAAAUGAUUAUAUUUGAUGGUUUAGGAGUAAUAUUUCAUCAAUUUCAACAUUCAAAAUUUGGUCGAAUAUUUAAUCAUUUAAAACAUCAUCAAUUACGUACACCAACUAUAGAUAGUUCAGCAUAUUUAUCAAUGGGUGAAUUAAUACUAAGUAGUCAUAUUGGAUGGAUAUUAGUUGGUUUUAUUUCAGGUUCAUUUUGGGAUCAUUGUUUAUUUUUGGUCAUUUCAUCAACUAUUAAAAGUUUAUGUCAUAGUAAUUAUGAUCAUCCUUGGGAAUAUACAAAAUUAUAUCGUUUAUUAAAAUUAGUUGGAUCACGUGAACAUCAUGUACAUCAUUUACAUCCGAAUAAAAAUUUUGCUGAUUUAUUUAUAUUUUGGGAUCAAUUAUUUGGAACUUUUCUUGAUCCUAAAGAUGUCGAUGGAAUUAAUAAUCAUAUGAGUAUUAUGACUAAAAAUGUUGAAUAG